Medicago truncatula (barrel medic) is the source of this 1592-nucleotide messenger RNA. RefSeq names its product glycerol-3-phosphate acyltransferase 9. Lineage: Eukaryota; Viridiplantae; Streptophyta; Magnoliopsida; Fabales; Fabaceae. The record is from RefSeq and is a predicted model, not a curated record. The transcript is spliced from 13 exons. Gene Ontology annotation, molecular function: glycerol-3-phosphate O-acyltransferase activity. Gene Ontology annotation, biological process: triglyceride biosynthetic process. Bases 176 to 1306 code for a protein of 376 amino acids. Gene Ontology annotation, cellular component: endoplasmic reticulum.
ACAAUACAUAAUUGAAAUAAUAAAUAAAUCUUGGUUGAAAACUUCGCAGCUUCCGCCCACUAUUCAUCAUCAUCAUCGUUGCCUCCGCUCGUCCAGAACUGUUCACUGCUCCGGCAGAACAGAUCGUUAACUCUUACUGACUUCCGGCCAAUGUAACAGUAGUAGCACACCACUAAUGAAUAGCUCUGGAGUACUUAAGUCGUCAAGUUCGGAGUUGGAUCUUGAUCGACCCAACAUUGAAGAUUACCUCCCUUCAGGAGCCGCCAUUCAACAAGAACCUCGCGGCAAGCUUCGCCUCCACGACUUGCUCGAUAUUUCUCCUACUUUAUCUGAGGCAGCCGGUGCUAUUGUAGAUGACUCAUUCACAAGAUGUUUCAAGUCAAAUCCUCCAGAACCAUGGAAUUGGAAUAUUUAUUUGUUUCCUUUAUGGUGUUUCGGAGUUUUUGCUCGAUAUUUGAUAAUAUUCCCCACAAGGGUUCUUGUGUUAACAAUAGGAUGGAUAAUAUUUCUUUCCUCCUUCAUCCCAGUGCACUUUCUAUUGAAAGGACAUGACAAGUUGAGGAGGAGUAUUGAGAGGUCCUUGGUAGAGAUGAUAUGCAGUUUCUUUGUUGCAUCUUGGACUGGGGUUGUCAGGUACCAUGGACCAAGGCCCAGCAGGCGUCCAAAACAGGUUUUUGUGGCCAACCAUACUUCCAUGAUUGAUUUCAUUGUCUUAGAACAGAUGACUGCAUUUGCUGUUAUUAUGCAGAAACAUCCUGGAUGGGUUGGAUUGUUGCAAAGCACCAUUUUGGAGAGUGUAGGAUGCAUUUGGUUCAAUCGAUCAGAAGCAAAGGAUCGAGAAAUUGUGGCAAGAAAAUUGAGGGAACAUGUCCAGGGAGCUGACAAUAAUCCUCUUCUCAUAUUUCCUGAGGGAACUUGUGUAAAUAAUCACUAUACAGUCAUGUUCAAGAAGGGUGCAUUUGAACUUGGCUGCACAGUUUGCCCAGUUGCAAUCAAAUACAACAAAAUAUUUGUCGAUGCUUUUUGGAACAGUCGAAAGCAAUCAUUCACUAAACAUCUGUUGCAGCUAAUGACAUCUUGGGCUGUUGUUUGUGAUGUUUGGUACUUGGAGCCACAAAAUCUAAAGCCAGGAGAGACACCCAUCGAGUUUGCGGAAAGGGUUAGAGACAUAAUCUCAACUCGUGCUGGCCUUAAGAUGGUUCCUUGGGAUGGAUAUCUGAAGUAUUCUCGUCCUAGCCCAAAGCAUAGAGAAAGAAAGCAACAGAACUUUGCUGAGUCGAUGCUGCGACGAUUGGAAGAAAAAUGACUGUACCUUUUGUAUAUUAUUCUUAUUUAUGCCAUUCUCCAGCUCUUUUUUCUUUCUUUUCUUUGUAAUUUUAUGCUACUAUUUAUAUUUAGGUUCAUAGGUUCUCAUUUUGUUAUGCAUGCAUCCAAAGAAAAAAAAUGUCCAAUAAAAUUUUGCAAGGAUGAUGAAAUUUUCCUGGACAAAUGAACGAAUAGGAGCUAGAUUUUUCAUGGAUGAAUAAUUUUGAUGAAGUUCUGGAUCACAGCCUUCAUACGUAUUGGCAAGUAUUUGUUCCCUUUUCAUGAAU